AAUGACCUUCGAUUAAAGAAAAUGUAAAAAUAACCACGUGAUUUUACUGUACGCCUAUCUAUCUAUCUAUCUAUCUAUCUAUCUAUCUAUCUAUCUAUCUAUCUGUGCGUAAAAGUGUGGUUUUGGCACUGCGCAUCUAAUCGAACCAUAUCACGUUUUUACUGACUGCAGGAUGAACUAAGCGUGCAAAAUGUGUCAUUGUCUUCUUCACACGUCCUAGAACUUAAUAUCUGGUUAAACUCAUCCAGAUCUUCGUUCUGGACUCGUUGAACGCUAUUUUAAAUCGAUGUGUUGGACUGAAAUGAAAAUGAGCAUUCUUCUCUGUGGCAACUCUCAUUUUCACAUAUCAGGAUUGUUUUUUUGUUGUUGUGUCCGAUAUGGGCAGGAUUUAUUGGAUCUUUUAACGGCUCAGAGCACUGAACUGCAGAGAACUGGCAGGGAAACUCUAUUUCACACUCUGAUAAUGAACCCAAACCGAGGCUGUAAACGUUCCAGUGGAGCUGAAACCUGUUACCCUCGCCUAUCUUUGAAAACAUUCCCUUGCAUUUAGAUUAUAAAGUGUUUCAAACAACAUGGAUAAAAUGCCAGAAACACCAUGCAGAAAGUGAGUUAAACAGGCACCUCAUAAACUUUAUUUAGGAAAGAUUUGUUGUAGGAUUAUAAAAAAAUCCCACUGGAUUUUACAAUUCUGUGCAAUAAUACAGUCUUCUUCUUGUAUUUGUGUUGUGUUUUGAGGAUUUUUUUUAGCAACUUAUGCAGACUGCUGCAGGAAAUUGUUGUGGUUGUGAUGUUUUACAAACUUUAACCUGAUUGUAGCACUUUUGGUGCCAGCGAAUAAUCACGCCAAGUGCACAAAAGUAAUAAUCAAAUGAAGCUGCCUCUUUCCUGAAGCUUAAAAUGAAAAUGAGAUGUUGUCCACAUUCGAUUAGGAGAACUUUUGCUGUGUGAAGCUCAGACUAUGCAGAAUCUGGAGCUUCCUAUUCAAAAUGGCACCUAUUUGGAAACAAAACACCAGUUUGUACAAGAGAAAUAUAUUUUAUUAUGUGGAUAAGUUGAUAUUUCAAAUCAUACUGUAGGUGUGGGGCAGUUAUCUGCUGCUGCUGGUGAGGAUGCUACAUCUUCUUGACAUCUUUUACUGCCCCUCUGCUCUCAGGUCACUCUCAUGACUCCUGCCCUCUCAUGACUCCUGCCCUCUCCAGCAUUGUAGCUCACCUCUCACUCUUUCCUCUCCUCUUGCCUCUGCCUUUCCUGCGCUUUCCUUGUCCUCCCAUUGUUCUUCCAAAUGCUACGGAAGAUCGAGAUAUCAGUUUUCUUAAUCUCUGCCUCUUGUUUCUUCCUGCAUGUCUGUGUUUUGUUUUGGAUUUUUCACCUUCAUCUCUCACCCACGUUUCCAUCGUCUGACCGCCGGAGUGUCCGUUCCACCUUCACCCUGCUGGCAGCCAACUUUCCAGUGCCCUCUUUCUCAGAUGUGGAGCCAGCAGAGGACCAAACAGUCGUGGACUUGGACCUCCGCUGCCAGGCCUGAAGCGUGACCCCAGCGUGUGGAUGUGACUUCCUUUUGGUGUGUUUUAAACAGCUUUGUGCCUUCGGGUGAGCCAACAUCUUGUGAGGAUGAGGGCCGUCGCACUGUUGUGUCUCUUCAUGGCCGUAGAGGUCGGAGCCUCCAGGUUCAUCCGUGACUCCCAGGGUUUGCCCGAAGCUCUAGAACCCCUCAAGAGCAACACUUCGGCCCUGAUUCCGCCUCCACAACCUAGCCGACCGCGAAACUCCUUCCCCCCCAUGUGCGUUAAGCCUACGGAGAUCAAGCACGCCUUCAAGUACGUAAACACCAUCAUAUCCUGCCUGAUCUUCGUGGUGGGAAUCAUCGGCAACUCAACGCUGCUCAGGAUCAUAUAUAAGAACAAGUGCAUGAGGAACGGACCCAAUGUUCUGAUCGGCAGCCUGGCUUUGGGGGACCUGCUUUAUAUCAUCAUCGCCAUCCCCAUCAAUGUGUUCAAGCUGAUAGCAGAGGACUGGCCGUUUGGAGUGUACGUCUGUAAGUUGAUGCCGUUCAUCCAGAAGGCCUCGGUGGGAAUCACUGUCCUGAGCCUGUGUGCGCUCAGCAUUGACCGCUACCAUGCAGUCACAUCAUGGAGCAGGGUGAAGGGGAUGGGGAUCCCUCUGUGGAAAGCAGUGGAGGUGACGCUGAUCUGGCUGGUUGCUGUGGUGCUGGCAGUCCCCGAGGCACUGGCCUUCGACAUGCUGGAGAUGCCGUAUAGAGGCAACAAGCUGCGCAUCUGCCUGCUCCAUCCAGAACAGACCACCAGCUUCAUGAAGCGCUAUCAGGAGAUCAAAGAUUGGUGGCUGUUUGGGUUUUAUUUCUGCCUUCCACUGGCCUGCACUGGAAUCUUCUACACGCUUAUGUCCUGUGAGAUGCUCAGUCGCAAAAAAGGCAUGAGGAUUGCGCUCAACGACCACAUGAAACAGCGGAGAGAAGUAGCGAAGACAGUGUUCUGCCUGGUGUUGAUUUUUGCUUUCUGCUGGCUGCCCCUUCAUCUCAGCCGCAUUCUGAAGAAAACAAUCUACGACCAAAAUGACCCCAACCGAUGCGAGCUGCUCAGCUUCCUCUUAGUGAUGGAUUACAUCGGAAUCAACAUGGCCUCCUUAAACUCCUGCAUUAACCCGAUUGCCCUCUACUUUGUCAGCCAGAAGUUUAAAAACUGUUUCCAGUCUUGCCUGUGCUGCUGGUGCUAUAGAUCGUCUCCUCUUGAUGAACGAGGCUCUGGGGGACGCUGGAAGGGCUCCUGCCACGGAAACGGACUAGAUCGUUCCAGCUCCCGCUCCAGUUCCAGUCAGAAAUACACAAGCUCUUCAUAAACACCCACACGGAUUGCGCAUUUGUUCUACCAAAACCAACGUUCCCAUCGUCAGCUCCCGUCGUGGAGAAACUGCUGCGUCACUGCCAACAUAUCAGAUCUGAGUCAGGAGGGUAAGCGAGGCCGAAGGCACUUCUACAGGACUCACUGGAGACUGAAAGACUCAGUGAUCAACCCAAACUGGUGAAUGAAAUAACAGGACUGUGCCUUGUCCAGGUUCUAAUGCUUAAAGCUAUUCUGAAACCACAAAAAUGUCAUCAUACUUCGUCACUGAGGCUUGUGUAGUGGACUUAAAGGCUCUCAGUGGCUCAAAUACAUUUAUUAAGAAUGUUUAUUCAAGCUACUUGUAAAUUUAUGUACAGUAUUAUUUACAUGUAGAGCGCAGACUUAUGGUUAUAUCUCGACUUAGUGCUUCAUGUAUGGAUAAGCACUGAUAAAUACUACCUGUUGAAGCUUUAAUACCUCACGGUGGAAAGCUAGAGGGAAACUGUGACCCUGAGUGAUGUUCCGAAAGUUGCGUUUUUUUCUAAAACACACAUUUGUGUCUCUGCAUAGAAGAUAAAUUGAUUCUCCGACAAUCAGUUGCAGGUUGUCACUGCUCAAAGUCCACAAGUGACAUCAUACCAGAGUAAAAUGAGCCCCAGUGUUUACCUUCUAGCCAUGUGGAGAGUCAAGCAUUGGGGAUCUUUUAAUCUGGAAAUCAUCAUUGCUUUAAGUCAUGUGGAAGGCAGCUGUUGACUGAGAACACUAACAAACACCAGACGAUUCCCAUCAUGCUACAUUACUAGUUCUAUUAUUGUUGCAGUACUCUUGAUUUAUGUUUCAUUGGUCUCUGUUCACAUUGUGUAUCAACUCUUAACUCUUAGUCUCUUACAAUGUAGCUUCUAUUUUUCUACGAAAAUAUCACAAAACCUUUGUUAAAUAUUUCACCUCCACCGAGGCGUGGUAGUGUCACAAAGCUUUUCCUAUGGCUGGAAAUUCCUCUGAAAAUUACUUCUAAUGAGCUGCUUAAGGAAGACGUGUUUUUAGUUUACUCAUUUAUAUGCUUUAGGAAUGAAAAUGUUAAAAAUGAGUGUUUCAGCUGAGAUUAAAUUACUUUAACUACAUUUGGAUGAUAGAAAUUAUAUACACUAUAUUGCCAAAAAUAUUUGCUCACCUGCCUUGACUCGCACAUGAACAUAAGUGACAUCCCAUUCCCAAUCUAUAGGGUUCAAUACGAUGUCGGUCCACCCUUUGCAGCUAUAACAGCUUCAACUCUUCUGGGAAGGCUGUCCACAAGGUUUAGGAGUGUGUUUAUGGGAAUUUUUGACCAUUCUUAAAGAAGCACAUUUGUGAGAUCACACACUGAUGUUGGACCAGAAGACCUGGCUCUCAGUCUCUGCUCUAAUUCAUCCCAAAGGUGUUCUAUCGGGUUGAGGUCAGUCAAGUUCAUCCACACCAGACUCUGUCAUCCAUGUCUUUAUGGACCUUGCUUUGUGCACUGGUGCACAGUCAUGUUGGAAGAGGAAAGGGCCAGCUCCAAACCGUUCCCACAAAGUUGGAAGCAUGGAAUUGUCCAGAAUGUCUUUGUGUGCUGAAGCUUUCAGAGUUCCUUUCACUGGAACUAAGGGGCCAAGCCCAGCUCCUGAAAAACAACCCCACACCAUAAUCCCCCCUCCACCAAACUUUACACUUGGCACAAUGCAGUCCAACAAGUAUUGUUCUCCUGGCAGCCGCCAAACCCAGACUGGUCCAUCAAAUUGCCAGAUGGAGAAGUGCGAUCGGUCACUCCAGAGAAAGCAUCUCCACUGCUCUAGAGUCCAGUGGUGGCAUAUUUUACACCACUGCAUCCCACACUUUGCAUUGCACUUGGUGAUGUAUGGCUUCGAUGCAGCUGCUCGGCCAUGGAAACCCAUUUCAUAAAGCUCUCUGCUGAAGCACUGUUCUUGAGCUAAUCUGAAGGCCACAUGAAGUUUGAAGGUCUGUAGCGAAUGACUCUGCAGAAAGUUGCCCACCUCUUGGCACUAUGUGCCUCAGCAUCUGCUGACCCCGCUCCAUCAGUUUACGUGGCCUACCAUUUGGUGGCUGAGUUGCUGUCGUUCCCACACACUUCCACUUUCUUAUAAUACAGCUCACAGUUGACUGUGGAAUAUUUAGGAGCGAGGAAAUGUCACGACUGGAUUUGUUGCACAGGUGGCAUCCUAUCACAGUUCCAUGCUGGAAUUCACUGAGCUCCUGAGAGCAACCCAUUCUUUCACAAAUGUUUUUAAAAGCAGUCUGCAUGCUUAGGUGCUUGAUUUUAUACACCUGUGGCUAGUAAUUGGAACACCUGAUUCUGAUUAUUUGGAUGGGUGAGCGAAUACUUUUGGCAAUAUAGUGUAUAUAUAUACAGAUAUACAAUGAUGUACCUAACAGCUAAUUAUGGUGUUUAGCAUGUAGAACAUACUAAGCAGGACCAGCUGAUUCUGAUUUUGUAUCAAGAUGAGGAGGGGAUAAGAGCUAAGUGAUAUUGUUGGGGCACAGAUGGCAGGAGCAUCAGUCACAAACAUUGUUUAACUGGCUAGUGUUCCAGUAGGCGCUUUGAUUAAAGAAUUGCAGUGACUGAUCAUACUGCCAGCAAGAACAGUACAUUAACAUUGACAUAGAGAGGGAUAGCAUAGUAGGGUUAGGGUGUAUAAACCCCUAACUGCAAAGAUGAAUGCAUAUUUAAGAGUUCAGUGAUGCAAAAACCAGAUUCACUCGUCCACAGAGAUGUGGAAAAGGUGAUAUGGUCAAAUGGGUCAUCCAUUGUCAUACAGUUCUGAAUGCUUGACUCCUACAAUGAGAGGAUCUGGUGGUUCUGGUAUGUCAUGGGGGGCAUUUUGCUGACCUCCUUAGAUGGAAGGGUCAAUGCACAUCAUUACAAAGUUGUUUCAGUCAGUAGGUGAGUGGGCACAAAGGGUCACUGAAUUGUUUUAGUAGAAAGUGUUGCGAAUCCUUCAUAGUCACCCCAUCUCAACCCAUUUGAACAUCAGUAGGAAGUUUUCGACUGACGUGUGCUAACCUCUACCGUUAUCAAAGCACCAAAUGAGGGAACACAUUUCGAAAGAAUGGUGUUCCCCCCUCCAGCAGAGUUCCACAGACUUGGAGAGUCAGUACUAAGGAGCAUUGAAGCUAUUCUGAUGGCACACGGUAGCCCAAAAACUUACCAAGAAGUAUUAUAUUGGUUUUUCUUUAAUUUGUCAUAUACACUUUUUAUUAAAUAUAUUGAAAUUCAAGAUAUGUAACUAAAUUAACAUGUUAACUGAUAUCAUCUGUGAAGGAAAUUUGCAGGCAAUGAAUCUUAUAAGAAAUAAGAAAUGAUAUUUGUGAGGUGCAGCUCAGGAAGAGGAAGGUUUUCCUUUAUUUAUGUUACAAUCAUUUCAGACUUAAGGUAGUAAGAGAGACCAGCAAAUGAUAAGUAGCUACAUACUCAUGAAAAACCCUGUCAGUGCCAAAGCAGCAAGACAUUUGUCUUCACUGUAAUGUGGGAAAGUAAGAGCCUAUACAAGCUCAGGAUUUUCAUCAUGUGCUACUUUUAUAUUUGCUCUCAGUGCACCAUGAGAAAACACUUUAUUACAAGAGCAGCCUAAUAAAACAUGUUUAUGCUGAGAAAUCAGACAAUGUGUUUAUUCACACAGAAGCAACAAAAAUAGAGUACAUCUGCCUUUAUUAUGCUAUUGCUUGGAUACAGAAUUUCCAUUGCCACCGUGUUAAGAGUUUACAAUAUCAGCUGAUUGUACAGAAUGUGACUCAUUAAACUCAUAUCUAUUUAUGACAUCUUCAUCCUGGUUGGAGCUGCAUCCAAAAGUAACUGUGUGCUGGAAGCUCAGAGCAGCUUCAUGAGUAUCGUUAUCGAGGGACCACCAAGUUAAAACCUGUAGUAGUAAUUUUGAAGUUGAAGAUAUAUGUGAAUAUUGUCCCUUUGUAUUACAUUUAUAUUGUACUUAUUUGUUCAGAGAACACAGUAAUAAAUAUUAUUUUAUAGCA
Messenger RNA from Acanthochromis polyacanthus (spiny chromis), 6842 nucleotides. RefSeq names its product endothelin receptor type B-like. The record is from RefSeq and is a predicted model, not a curated record. Gene Ontology annotation, cellular component: membrane. The transcript is spliced from 8 exons. Gene Ontology annotation, molecular function: endothelin receptor activity. Gene Ontology annotation, biological process: enteric nervous system development; vasoconstriction; G protein-coupled receptor signaling pathway. NCBI's taxonomy places the organism in Eukaryota, Metazoa, Chordata, Actinopteri, Pomacentridae. Bases 1612 to 2856 code for a protein of 414 amino acids.